AUGCCUUACAAACCAAGCUCAUUAUCCAGUUUCUCUGAAGAUAUAGCCAACUAUGUCUUUCAAACAAAGAUAAAGAUGCCAUCGAAUGUUAAGACAUACGACGGUCUAGAAGAUCCCGAGGACCAUCUCCGGGUCUUCACGGGAGCUGCUACUGUUGAGCGUUGGAAUAACGCUGAAUACUGUCAUAUGUUUAUGCAAACCCUCAUUGGGCCAGCUAGAUUGUGGUUCUGUGGGCUCCCCACCAGAAUCAUAAAGUCCUUCGACGACCUGUAUAAAAGCUUCUUAGCAAACUUCACCCCUCAAAAGAGAUGUACCAGGGAUGCCACCGUCAUGCAUCAGAUCCAACAGAAAGACCAUGAAGUCUUCCGGGCCUUCAUAGAAAGGUUUAAAAUGGAAGGUUUGAUGUAUAGUGGGGCAACUAAAAAGAUGAGGGUGUCUUCCUUCAUGAAUGCUAUAAAGCCCAAAAAGCUGCUUAGGAGGUUCCAUGAAAACAACCCUAAAACGAUGGAAGAAGCUUUCGAAAGGGCAGAAUCGUUCUUGAAGGGUGGGGAAGCCUUGGAAAAACAAGCAUCCAGAAAGAGAGAACAAGGAAGCUGGAGAGAGCCACCUCCCCCGAACAAGAGGUCGAGAUUUCAACCCUUCGUAGAUCGACGACCAUUCAGGCCCUACGAAAGAAGAAGAUUCGAAGAUAGAAAAAGGUCUCCUCGGCCAAAUAGAAAUCAAGAUAAAGACAAGCAGAUCUUCAUCCUCCUUACCAAAACACCCCAAGAAAUCUUGUCAACAGAGGAAGUCAAGUACAACUUUCGACCUCCCCGACCUCUGUCCAAAGCUGCUAGCAAAAGAGAUGCGAGUAAAUUUUGUCCCUUCCAUAACGACACAGGGCACCACACAAAUGAUUGCUAUUAG
This is a messenger RNA of Helianthus annuus (common sunflower), 906 nucleotides long. RefSeq lists its product as uncharacterized. NCBI's taxonomy places the organism in Eukaryota, Viridiplantae, Streptophyta, Magnoliopsida, Asterales, Asteraceae. The transcript has a single exon. The record is from RefSeq and is a predicted model, not a curated record. Bases 1 to 906 code for a protein of 301 amino acids.